This is a messenger RNA of Carassius auratus (goldfish), 904 nucleotides long. RefSeq names its product cAMP-dependent protein kinase type II-alpha regulatory subunit-like. The annotation marks the transcript as partial. Lineage: Eukaryota; Metazoa; Chordata; Actinopteri; Cypriniformes; Cyprinidae. The transcript is spliced from 5 exons. The record is from RefSeq and is a predicted model, not a curated record. Gene Ontology annotation, molecular function: protein kinase A catalytic subunit binding; cAMP-dependent protein kinase inhibitor activity; cAMP binding. Gene Ontology annotation, cellular component: cAMP-dependent protein kinase complex; cytosol. Gene Ontology annotation, biological process: negative regulation of cAMP-dependent protein kinase activity.
GUUGAUUCAAUCUGCAGAAUAAAAGAAAGAUAAAAGCUGUGAUCUGCGUCCUGUGGUCAUGAUAUUUUUGAGGACAGUCAAUAUUUUCCACAGUCGAUCUGUCACGAGUCGAUGGCUGUGGCCGGCGGUGGAGACUGAGAGUGGUUCUGGAGCUGGGACUGUGUGUGAGUGUUAGUCAGUCAGGAUGAGCGUGGAGGUUCCUGCGGGUCUGAGCGAGCUGCUGAAGAGCUACACGCUGGAGGUGCUGAAGCGGAGGCCGGCGGACCUGCUGGAGUUCUCCGUGCAGUACUUCACCUGUCUGAGGGAGCAGCGCAGCUCCAGCCGUCUCAGCCGCUCUCCGGUGACCCGCGGCGUGGCCUUCGACCAGGACUCCGCUCCCACCGACUCCAGCGAGGACGAGGAGGAAGAGCAAAGACACGAGGAGGAGGAGGAAAGACACCAAGAAGAUGAAGAUGAGGAGGAGGAGGAGGAGGAUGACUUCCCAGAUGACUUUACAUUCAAAGGUCCUCCACCCAGUAAAUGCAACAGACGUGUAUCAGUGUGUGCGGAGCCGUAUAACCCUGAUGAAGAUGAAGACGAAGGUAGCGAGUCGAGGGUCGUUCACCCCAAAACUAAUGAGCAGCGUCAGCGUCUACAGGAGGCCUGCAAGGACAUACUGCUGUUUAAAACCCUCGAGCAGGAUCAGUUCGCUGAGGUGUUAGACAGCAUGUUCGAGGUGCUGGUCAAACCCAACGAGUGCAUCAUCAAUCAGGGAGACGAUGGUGAUAAUUUCUACGUCAUUGAGAGGGGUGUGUUUGAUAUCCUGAUUCAGAAGGACGGCGUGAGCCGCUGUGUGGGGUGCUAUGAUAAUAAAGGCAGUUUUGGUGAGCUGGCCCUCAUGUACAACACGCCGCGCGCCGCCAGC